Belonocnema kinseyi is the source of this 1537-nucleotide messenger RNA. It is a transcript of the gene Nup62, whose product is annotated as nuclear pore glycoprotein p62-like. Gene Ontology annotation, cellular component: nuclear pore central transport channel; nuclear pore. The coding region runs from base 198 to 1412 and encodes 404 amino acids. Gene Ontology annotation, biological process: RNA export from nucleus; protein import into nucleus. Gene Ontology annotation, molecular function: structural constituent of nuclear pore; phospholipid binding. The transcript has 5 exons. Lineage: Eukaryota; Metazoa; Arthropoda; Insecta; Hymenoptera; Cynipidae. The record is from RefSeq and is a predicted model, not a curated record.
UUAACAUUCUCACGCAGGCGCAGACGACGCAGAUAUAAAGUUUCCGUGUGUUUGAGGUUAUGUUCGGUGUGUUUUCAUCAAUUCCAGCCUUGGAUGACAACGGAAACUCUUUUUCAAGGGAUUUUAUGACAUAAUCAAGGGUCCUCCUUUGGGUCUCAAGGCAUCAAGGACUGUGACUCAUUCUAUAAAAAAUCGCAAUGACUACAAGCGCUUCUGGAUUCACUUUAGGAACUACAGUUCAAUCAACAGCACCUGGAUUCAAUUUAGCAAAAACUGCUCCUUUGGCAACACAAGGAAUUUCUGGAAUGCAAACUCCAGGAAUGGGAACACCACAAGCUUCUUUGGGCACCACACCUGCUCAAGCGUCGACAGGAUUCAGUUUGACUGGUGGAACGCCAUCGGCAGGAACAGGAUUCACAUUAGGCAACACUCCUCAGACAACAUCGACUAGUUUUAAUCUUGGUGGUACAACUCCGUCGACCGGGUUUAGUUUAGGAGGCACAGUUGCUACUCCGACAACGGGAUUUAACCUGGGCGCUACUCCAGCUGCCACAAGUGCAACAGGAUUUAAUCUCGGGGGCACAGCAUCGACAGCUUCGACAGGAUUCAACCUCGGAGGAACGACUUCAACCACUGCUACGGGAUUCAAUCUUGGCGGUACGACAACUUCUGCUUCCGGAUUUAAUUUAGGCGCCGCAGCUCCUACAACAGCGACUGGAUUCACUAUUAACAAAACUACAGCUCCUCCUGCUCCGGCCAGCAUAGCGAGUUCGACGCCUCAAACUACGUUAGGAGCCACCACCACCGUCAGUACAUCAUCAGGCAGCGGACAAACUGGAGCUAUUAAUUUCUGUCAACUUGAAGAGUCAAUCAACAAGUAUACUUUGGAGUUGGAAGAACAAGAAAAGGUCUUCGUUAAUCAAGCAACCCAGGUUAAUGCCUGGGAUAAAUUACUUAUAUCCAAUGGUGAAAAAAUUGUUACUCUAAAUCAGGAAGUGGAAAGAGUGAAAUUGGAACAACAGCAAUUGGAACAUGAGCUUGAUUAUGUGGUCGGCCAACAAAAAGAACUCCAGGACUGUCUUGUCCCUCUUGAAAAGGAACUCUCCCAACUCUCAGUGUCAGAUCCCGAACGCGAAUACACCUACCGCCUUGCCGAAAGUCUCGACACUCAAUUAAAGCAGAUGUCGGAAGAUCUGAAAGAAAUCAUCGAGCACCUGAAUGAAGCAAAUCGUGCCCAGGAUUCCAGUGACCCUAUCGUACAGAUUGGAAAGAUAUUGAACGCCCACAUGAAUAGUUUGCAGUGGCUCGAUCAACGAACCACUCUCCUUGGUCAGAAAAUUCAGCAGAUCGACCAAAUGCACCAGAACUUCCGACAGGAAAACGAGCGAAGCUUUAACCUCGCUUACAACUAGAUAGUGUACAGUAACUAUAAACUUAAUUGUUUGUGCUUCAAGAUACGAGUUUCAGGUCUAGAAUAAGAAUAAGAUCUGUAUGUUUCGCAAUUGAUGUUAUAUUAAUAAAAGUAUCCUAUUUUCCA